GCUCACUUAGUAGAGAACAGAAGAUGUAUAGAUUCGUCUCUGAGUGGUGGGGAGGGGAGAGUGAGGAGGAGGACGAGUCAAGGGCGAACGACCAUUUACUAGACAUGGCGAGCCCUGUGAUAGGUCCCAAAAACGGCAAGGGGAAACAGUCCUUCCUCUCAAAGCCGCAAUCCGCCUCAUCAAGAAAAGAAAUGUACAAGGCAGACGUUCCGCUUAGUACAAUUACGACCUCUAGUCCGGCGAACUCCGAAAAAAUUCGAAAGUUUAGUAGGUUCUCGUUGGAUUCGGAUGGCUCUGGGGAGCUGGAUUUAAACCGCAAUGCAAGCGUGGGUGACAAAUCGGGUGCUCAAAAGGCCCAGUCCAGAGUAGCACAGAAAGCAGCAAAAGCCACCAAGCUUCAGAUGCUCCACACAGCGUCUCUGUCUGGAGACGAGGCUGAGGUUAAGCGCUUGCUGGGAAAGGGAGUUGAUGUCAACCUGAGGGACUCUUUCGGCAAGACUCCAAUUCAUAAUGCCAUCAUCGGCAGACACGUGGAGAUUGUGAAACAACUUCUAAAGGCUGGCGCAAACAUAAAAAAUAAGGACGAGAGAGGAGACACCCCCUUGCACGACGCCGCUAGAGUAGAAAGCGAAGAGAUAGUAGAGGUACUACUGGCCGAGAAGAAUUGUGACGCGAAUGCCAAAGGUUUCAAUGGCUACACACCUCUACACAUCGCCGGACAGAUAGACAACGUCAACAUCUGCCGAAAACUGGUGGAGCAUGGUGGCAGCGUUGUAGCCGCCGCUGAUGACAAGAUGACCCCCCUCAGUAGCGCCGUUGCCAAGGGCGCCAGCAAUGCAGUAGAGUACUUCCUCAGCAAAGCCAAAGAAAAGGAGAUACCACUUGAGGACAUCCUUUACUAUGUGGACCAGGACGGAACCACGCUACUGCAUUUAGCAGUAGACAGCGGCAUUCUACCGAUUGUUGCGAUAUGUCUGCGAGCGGGAGCCAACAUUAGGCAGACUAAGGAGAGCGAUGGGGGUACAGCGUUCCAUCUAGCGUGCUCUCAAGGCUCACUGGAGAUAGUACAGCUAUUAGCCGGCGAGGACAAGGACCUGUGUAAAGCGAACUUGGUCGAUAGCGAGGGAGCUACGCCCCUUCAUAAAGCGGCCUCUUUUGGACAUACGCCUGUCGUGGCUUUCCAGCUAGAGCAGGGUGCGACCGUGGAUCCUCUUGACCAGAAGUGUCGUACCCCACUCUUCCUGGCAGCGUUAUCAGGCCAGGCAGAUACCGUCCAAGUCUUGAUGGAGCGAGGUGCUAAUAUCUCCUUAGUGGACCUUGAAAAGCGGUCUGCUCUCCACGCCGCCGUGCCGUAUGAGAUAACUGCUGAGAUGCUUUGCCGGAGCCCCGCCGCAAAGCCUAUGAUAGUGAAGCUUGACGUCACGGGGUAUGCCCCAGUCCACUAUGCGACCCGCGGCGGGGGAAAGAAGGUUGUUUCCCUGUUUGUAUCCAAGAAUAAAGAGGCGGCUACUGUGAAAUCCGAUUCACAGGACACACCCCUUCACAUAGCGUCCAAGUACGGGUGGUUACAAAUCGUUAAGAUGCUUCUCAAGAAACGCAAUGUGCGCAUCAUCAACUCCCAAAAUGCUCAGGGUCGGACGCCUCUUCACUUAGCGGCGGGGGAGGGACACGACGAGAUUACCGAGUUCCUACUGCAAGCCGGGGCGACCAUAGAGAGCGAUCAAAACGAGCGUACACCUCUGCACAUGGCAGCGCUCAACGGGUCGGAGCUGUGCGUGGAGCACAUCCUUCAGGCACACCCUGACUGCCUGAACAUCCUCGAAAAACACCAGAACACGGCACUCAACCUGGCGGCCAUGGCCGGUCACGCCCAGAUCGUCUCACGUCUUCUCUCCGUCAAAGAACAGGACAUUUUACUGAACGCGUACAACCAGAGCGUGUUGGACCUAGCGAUCAACGCAGAUAAGCGAGAGGUGACCAUGGCGAUAGCUGAACAUGACAGGUGGCGUGAGGUAAUCUUGGUUUCCCCUGGAGGUGGUGUGACACAAAUACAGACACUAGUUCGCACGAUGCCGGAUGUCGCCGAGAAAGUUCUAGACCGGUGCAUCGAGCGCGAAGGUGAUCCAUCCAGCAAAGAUUACAAGAUAACGUACGACCUUGGCCUAGUCCAAGGAAAAUACAGCACAGAUCAGAAGUUCCAGGAGUCGCUGGCGGCGCUACGUACUAUGGCCGAACGUAGGCGCGAAAACUGCCUGACCCAUCCCGUGUGUUACUUACUAAUGAAAAUCAAAUGGCGGAAGUUCGGCUGGAUCACCUUCUUUCUGAACUUGUCCAUCUACGUGGCAUUCUUGUUCUGCUUCACGGCUCUAACUGUGUACCUGCGCAGCAAUGAGCAAGACUUCUGUGGAAUCGUCUACAACACCACCAACCUCUGCAGCUCGUCCCUUAUAGUGAGGGAGACUCCAAACCCAAGCCUGGUCAAGUAUUCAGAUAUGCAAGACGGUUUUGUGAAGCUUCUACACAUCGUAUGUAUUGUUCUGGCGUGUUUUCAUCUCAGCAAAGAAGUCCUACAGAUUGUCAGGCUGCGUCUUAAAUAUUUCACUGACAUCACGAAUUACAUCGAGAUGGCCAUCUACGCCACCGCGCUUGUCUACUUGUUCUCCCGCCCGUGGAAUUGCAAGACCUCCACUGUCCAGGCGGCAGCUUUCUCGAUAUUCUUGGGAUGGCUUAACCUUAUCCUCUAUUUCCGAAGGAUGUCUUUCUACGGCAAGUACGUCAUCAUGCUGACAGCAAUGUUCAAGACAUUGUUGCAGGUCAUGGUCCUUUUUGUCCUUUUCUUGAUGGCGUUUGGCACGACUUUUUAUAUUCUGAUGGACAACAAGCCUGGCUUCAGCACCCUUUGGUACUCGAUCCUAAAGACGUUCGCUAUGACGCUUGGUGAACUCGACAUGGAGAAUAACUUUAUUCCGUCAUCUAAGCUCAACUACGCACCGGCCAUGAACAUCCUCUUCAUCCUUUUCUGCCUUGGAAUGCCAAUCAUUCUCAUGAACAUGCUGAUCGGUUUGGCUGUUGGUGAUAUCGACAAGAUUCAGCAAAAAUCCGUGAUGGAUCGCUACGUCAUGCAGGUCGAGCUUCUCCUCGAGCUUGAGAGCUCUUUGCCUUCCUUUAUCAUGAGGCGUGUCCAAGUGACGGAGCACAUCGAGUACCCCAACAGAAAGGUCCCCCUCAGGACCAGGUUGUAUGAUAAGAUCCAAGGAUUCGGUCAGCCUGAGAAUGGUGAAGAUGAAGAUGAGUUACCUCCUGCGCUGGCACAAAUUGUUGACAAAAUGGAAGACCAACAGAACAAAAUUGAUGAGAUGUACACCCUGGUCAAGCAACAGGCCCAGGUUCUCUCUCAGCUUGCUCGCCGAGAGGGACUGGACACAGAUAACGGAAGUAAUGGUGGCCGCAAAGGCAUUGUCAGCUGGUUUCGUAAACGUUGACACUUAAGGCUCUAGUUAAGCCUUUCAAUAGUAGAACUACACUUUUGAAAGAUAAGGAUUGAAUCAACAUGCUCAAAACGUCAGUGCAACCACUGUUUCACAGAGGUGUUUAACAUACCUUUUUAACCUUGUGUUGAUUCAUACCUUGUCUACACCAUGCCUACGCAGACCAUCUAGUUUUUCUACAGCUUGAUUGUAGUCUUUCUAUUUAUACCAUUUUGAAAGAUAAUUUUCUAAUUUUUUUCAGGAUAAUAUUUGUCUUAGGUUUGAAGUUGGUGCUGUAAAUGUUUAUAGCAUCAAAGAUAUGUCCUCAUCUUUUGGAAUAGUAUGACAAAAACUAGAGAGCAACUGACUUUUUAUGUUUUUUUUUUUAUUCAAAUUUAAACUGCAACAUUAAAAAAUUUGCUGGAUGCAUCUUGCGAUUACAUAGAGAGGACCCCACACCUACUGAAAAAACAGCAGCAACAACAACAACACAAAAAAGGAGGAGAUAUCCUCUCUGGAAUCAAACAAUGUUAGGAUUUUGUAGCACCUGAGCAAUCUAGGCGUCAUAUAGUUAGAAUCAUUUAGAUAGUAGAUAAUCCUUUCAAAUAAAAAUCCCUGACCUGCAA
Molecule: messenger RNA, 4093 nt
Organism: Nematostella vectensis (starlet sea anemone)
Lineage: Eukaryota; Metazoa; Cnidaria; Anthozoa; Actiniaria; Edwardsiidae
Product: transient receptor potential cation channel subfamily A member 1
Exons: 28
Coding region: 24-3482 (1152 amino acids)
Biological process (GO): monoatomic ion transport; transmembrane transport
Cellular component (GO): membrane
Molecular function (GO): monoatomic ion channel activity; protein binding
Source: RefSeq, a predicted model, not a curated record